This is a messenger RNA of Porites evermanni, 961 nucleotides long. Lineage: Eukaryota; Metazoa; Cnidaria; Anthozoa; Scleractinia; Poritidae. The record is from the annotation of a GenBank genome assembly.
AUGGAACCUAUUGAACCUUAUCAGAACCAGAAAGAGAGUCAAACUCUUGAGGAGCUUGCUCAGAUAGAAGGUGAUGAAAAUGCUAUCAUCAUGGAAAGCCUUGUUAUUAGAGAAAGAAUCCUUGGAAUAAAUAAUAAAGUCUUACUUCCAUUUAUUAGUACUGUUUCUUUUCACCACUUUGGGAGAAAUAAUUUUUCAACAUUUAUCUCAUUGCGGUUACAUGCAAUCAAAGUACGCCACAGCUGCCAAGAACAAGAUUCAUACACUUUAAUUGACAUAAUUGGCAAAGUAUACUACAAGGAUGGUCUACUUUUGCGAAAGAUGAUGUUUUUGUUGAAAAGAUGGACCGAGUUAUUCUUGCUUAUACACUUGAGAUGCAAAGAAAGAUGACAAAAAAAAGGGAGGUUUCUGAAUCAUUCUUAAGACUUGAGCAUGACUACUCAAUGAAACUUGUUUGGAUAAUCAGUAAGCUUAACUGUGGUGACUAUAGGAAACUCUUAAAUGCAGAACUGUUUAUGAACACUCUCUGCAACUUAAAUUCUCGAGAUCGUGAUGGCAAUACAUUUUUGUACCAGUGUUUGAGAGAUCGACAAAACAGCCAUGUUUUCACAAAGUUACCUUUGAAUGCAGGAUUUAAUGUUAAUGCCACUAAUAACAAUGGAAAUACUCCACUUCACUUACCUAUAUAGAUAUAGCUGUCACUUACAAACCUGAGAGGAAUGACAACAUCCAUUUUUUAACUGACACUUUGGAGGUUUUGUUUGAUGGAGGUGCUCAUCAUGAUUUUGUCAACAAUGAUGGUAAAACACCCAUGGACAUGGCUAGAACUGAUGAAACUCGCAUGAUUCUUUCUGAGAGAAGAAAACUGGAGUUAAAGUGUAUCUGUGCCAUAGCAGUGAAAAAGCUUGGAAUCCCCUAUAAUUAUGGGCUUGGUACCCAAAACACUAGAGAAAUACGUUAG